Ostrea edulis (European flat oyster) is the source of this 862-nucleotide messenger RNA. RefSeq names its product peptidyl-prolyl cis-trans isomerase FKBP2-like. NCBI's taxonomy places the organism in Eukaryota, Metazoa, Mollusca, Bivalvia, Ostreida, Ostreidae. The record is from RefSeq and is a predicted model, not a curated record. Gene Ontology annotation, molecular function: peptidyl-prolyl cis-trans isomerase activity. Bases 146 to 583 code for a protein of 145 amino acids. Gene Ontology annotation, biological process: protein peptidyl-prolyl isomerization. The transcript is spliced from 5 exons.
GUCAACAUGUGAGUGGUUGAUACUAUUUUCUCAUAUUUGUGAACAAUAUACUUAUUGUGCCAUAUUUAUUACAGUUUAAUGAUUUCCUUAUAGGAUCAUGUACCCACAGUAAAAUAAUAGAUCAUCUGACAAACACGUCUCUACAAUGAGGAUUUUUCGGACUGUUCAGGUGGGAUUGUUGGUGGCUGUGCUGGCGGCGCUUGUGUCCUGUGAGAACAAGGAGGAAAAAAAGAAGAAGCUUCAGAUCGGUGUAAAAAAAAGAGUGGAUCCAGAAAAAUGUACCAUUAAAUCCAGGAAGGGGGAUGUGCUAAAAAUGCACUACACGGGAACGCUGGAAGAUGGAAGUAAAUUUGACAGCAGCUUGGACAGAAAUGAACCAUUCAAGUUCACUUUGGGGUCUGGACAAGUGAUAAAAGGAUGGGAUCAGGGACUUUUAGGAAUGUGUGAAGGAGAGAAGAGGAAGCUAGUUAUUCCCCCUGAUAUGGGCUAUGGUGAUCGUGGAGCUCCUCCUAAGAUCCCUGCUAAAGCAGUGCUUAUAUUUGAGGUGGAGCUGCUAGGAAUCGAGAGGAAUGAAGAACUUUAAGAAACACAUGCUGCUUUAUUUGUCAACCAUGGCUUUAUCACAUAGAAUGAACGAAAUCACCAUUUGUUCAUGCUUUUCAAAGAAUAAAAGGGUUCAUUAUUAUUUAUGUCUAUAUAUAGUAUCCAUUAUUUGCCUUUAAUUUCCAUACUAUACAGUGUUUGUGCUAGAGCAUGUUUCUUGAUUUAGUUAAUGGGAAAUCUUAGUUAGAAUCAUGACUACUAGAGUGAAAUUAACACAUGAGUUUUGGUAAUAUUUAACAAUAAAAUGAUUUGUUUUGGC